AAGUGGGGGGAAAAGGAAAGUUAUCGAAAAUUCCAGCUUCGCAAUUGGGGGUGGUGUAGAUCGCUUUCCCUUCCCCCCUUUUCCUAGGGUUUCCCCACCCGCAACUACGCCGCGGCCAGCCCACUCCGCCGCCUUCCAUUCCGAGUCCGAACGGGAGGUGCUGAUCCCUUCCAGAAAAGGACGUAAGUGAUCUCAAAGACUUCUUUCCUCCUCCAUCACAGCCAAGUUGGGGGAUUCUUCUGCCGUCGCCGCCUCUGGAAGUGACGAAAGGUUCAAUGGAGAUCACCCAGAUUCUCUUAAAUGCACAAGCAGUGGACGGUACUGUUCGGAAACAUGCAGAAGAAAGUCUGAAACAGUUCCAGGAACAAAACCUUCCUGCUUUUUUGCUAUCUCUUUCUAAUGAGUUAGCCAACAAUGAGAAGCCUGUUGAUAGCCGCAAGUUGGCAGGCUUGAUACUUAAAAAUGCUUUGGAUGCAAAAGAACAACUUAGGAAAGCUGAGCUUGUUCAGAGAUGGUUGUCUUUAGAUGUGUCUGUCAAAUCCCAGAUUAAAUCUUGCUUGCUGCAGACCAUUUCUUCGCCAGUACCUGAUGCUAGAUCUACUGCUUCCCAAGUUAUUGCUAAGAUUGCUGGUAUUGAACUACCUCAGAAACAAUGGACUGAACUAAUAGCGUCUCUACUCUCAAACAUACAUCAGCUCCAGCCACAUGUUAAGCAGGCUACGCUGGAAACUCUUGGCUAUAUAUGUGAGGAAGUUUCUCCACAAGUGGUUGAUCAAGACCAGGUCAACAAGAUACUUACAGCUGUAGUACAGGGAAUGAAUGCUUCAGAGGGAAAUACAGAUGUCAGGGUUGCUGCUACAAGAGCAUUGUAUAAUGCUUUGGGGUUUGCACAAGCAAAAUUUUCAAAUGACAUGGAACGUGAUUAUAUUAUGAGAGUGGUCUGUGAAGCCACUUUGUCUCCAGAUGAAAAGAUCCGGCAAGCUGCAUUUGAGUGUUUAGUAGCUAUCUCAUCUACCUAUUAUGACAAGCUUGCAUCAUAUAUGCAGGACAUAUUCAAUAUCACUGCAAAAGCUGUGAGAGAAGAUGAGGAGCCUGUCGCUCUGCAAGCGAUAGAGUUUUGGAGUUCAAUCUGUGAUGAGGAAAUUGACAUCUUAGAUGAAUAUGGGGGUGAUUUCACAGCUGAUUCUGAUGUGCCUUGCUAUUAUUUUAUCAAGCAAGCUCUGCCUGCUUUGGUUCCCAUGUUAUUAGAGACACUUCUUAAGCAAGAAGAGGAUCAAGACCAGGAUGAAGGUGCUUGGAACCUCGCAAUGGCAGGAGGAACUUGUUUGGGUUUGGUUGCACGCACAGUUGGCGAUGACAUCGUGCCUCUUGUGAUGCCAUUCAUUCAGGAAAACAUCACAAAACCAGACUGGAGGCAGAGAGAGGCUGCCACUUAUGCAUUUGGUUCAAUUCUGGAGGGUCCAUCACCAGACAAGCUCAUUCCUGUUGUCAAUGUUGCUUUAAACUUUAUGCUCACUGCCUUGAUGAAAGAUCCAAAUAAUCAUGUCAAGGACACUACCGCUUGGACAUUAGGAAGAAUAUUUGAAUUUCUCCAUGGAUCCACUUUAGAGACUUCUGUCAUAACUAAUGAGAAUUGCCAGCAGAUACUUACCGUCCUCCUUCAGAGCAUGAAAGAUGUUCCCAAUGUUGCUGAAAAAGCCUGUGGUGCUCUUUACUUUCUUGCCCAAGGUUAUGAAGAUAGUUCAGGAUCACCACUGUCCCCUUUCUUCCAAGAGAUCAUUCAGUCUCUCCUUAAUGUCACACACAGGGACGAUGCUGGGGAAUCCCGCUUGAGGACAGCAGCUUAUGAGUCACUGAAUGAGGUUGUGAGAACGUCAACUGAUGAGACAGCCCCAAUUGUGACUCAGUUGCUCCCAGUUAUAAUGAUGGAGCUCCACAAGACUCUUGAGGCCCAGAAGCUGUCAUCAGAUGAGAGAGAGAAGCAGAAUGAACUGCAGGGCCUUCUUUGUGGCUGCUUGCAGGUUAUCAUCCAGAAGUUGGGAGCAUCCGAGACAACAAAGUAUGGUUUUAUGCAGUAUGCUGACCAGAUAAUGGAACUUUUUCUCAGGGUAUUUGCUUGCCGAAAUGCCACAGUGCACGAAGAAGCCAUGCUUGCAAUUGGUGCCCUUGCAUAUGCUGUUGGGGGAAAUUUCAUAAAGUACAUGCAAGGAUUUUAUCCAUAUUUGGAAAUGGGUCUUCAAAAUUUUCAGGAGUAUCAGGUAUGUGCUAUCACUGUAGGAGUGGUUGGAGAUCUAUGCAGAGCAUUGGAGGAUAAGAUACUACCCAUUUGUGAUGGAAUCAUGACACAAUUACUGAAGAAUCUCUCCAGUAAUCAGUUGCACAGAUCUGUUAAGCCCCCAAUAUUUUCUUGCCUGGGAGAUAUUGCAUUAGCAAUUGGGGAAAACUUUGAGAAAUAUUUGAUCUAUGCCAUGCCCAUGCUACAGAGUGCAGCAGAACUGUCUUCGCAUGCUGUUGCAACUGAUGAUGAAAUGCUGGAAUAUGCCAAUCAACUUAGAAAUGGGAUCCUGGAAGCAUACUCUGGUAUAUUGCAAGGUUUUAAAAACUGUCCAAAGACCCAGCUCCUAAUGCCUUAUGCACCUCACAUCCUUCAAUUUCUUGAUACCCUAUACAACGAAAAGGACAUGGAUGAUGCUGUUAUGAAGACUGCAGUUGGCGUCUUAGGUGAUUUAGCUGACACCCUUGGCAGCCAUGCUAGUACAUGGAUGAACCAGUCUGUUGCCAGUAAAGAGUUCCUGGAAGAAUGUUUAUCCUCAGAUGAUCCAUCCAUAAAAGAGUCUGCUGAAUGGGCUAAGAUGGCCAUUAGUCGCGCGGUCUCUGUUUAAUCAUAAAGAGAGCUGAAGAUAUUGUGGAAAAUCCAUAGGGGCCUAUAAAUAGGGCGUAUCCAGAGACUUUUGUAGUCAAAUUUCCAUUGCAUUAUUCCAAAGCCAUCCUUUUGCAGCAUACAAGCAAGUCUAUAAUUUAUAGUCUCCUGGUAUCUGGAGCAUGUUCCACAUUUUCGAUCGAGUUCCAAAUACUUACAGUGUCGGAGUAUUUGGCCAUCUUCCUUUCGGGGAUAUUUUGAUUUCCUUAUGGGGAUUUUGCCUUAGUUAUUUUGUAUCUUCGGAGUUGGACUGCUGUUGGUCACCCUCCCUUGGAGCAAUUGUAGAAGUUAUAUUGUGUUAUUGCUCUGCUACAGGUAAUUGUCAUAUAUUGCUCCGUAAUUUCAUCCAUUACACCGUUGCAUUCAUGUGUAUUGUCAUUGAAUUUAUUGAAUAACUUCAGGUUGCUCUAUUGGUUACAUGUAUGAUCUUUUAUGUAUUGUAAUGUUUUUUUGCCUGUUUAAUUCAUUGGUAAUAGUUCAUAUCUU
Zingiber officinale is the source of this 3406-nucleotide messenger RNA. Its product is annotated as importin subunit beta-1-like. Lineage: Eukaryota; Viridiplantae; Streptophyta; Magnoliopsida; Zingiberales; Zingiberaceae. The record is from RefSeq and is a predicted model, not a curated record. Gene Ontology annotation, cellular component: cytoplasm; nucleus. The transcript has 4 exons. Gene Ontology annotation, molecular function: small GTPase binding; nuclear import signal receptor activity. Gene Ontology annotation, biological process: protein import into nucleus. Bases 276 to 2882 code for a protein of 868 amino acids.